GAAAAAAAAACAACUUCCGGCUUUUCCUUUGCGUUUCUCUCGGGUUUUGUUGCUCAGAUCAUCGUUAUAUUGCGAUAGAGAAGUAGUCCGACUGGAAGAGCUUUCUUUCAACUUGCUGGAAGUCAUUUUAAUAGUUUUUUUUUUUUUUUUUGUGAGGUUUGUAAUUCGCUGGUCGAAUUAAUUAGCAAAGAAUCUUGCUUUGGCGGAGCGGCCUCCAGGUUGGGAAACAGCCGGAACAGGUCCAGGAAGACUCACCGGACCCCUCAUGGAUUACAUGGACAGUGGAAUGAGGUACCUCCCCAAGUCGGACAGUGACUGGGACCCUUCUGUCCAGUUCUUGCCAGCUUCAGAUAACAAAAAACUUGAGAAGAAAAAGGGUCCAAGUAAAAUCGGGGCUUUGUUUGGUGUAAUAAUCUUCGCUGCAGUGAUUGCUCUCAUGACCGGACUCCUGGUGUGGCAUUUUCACUACCGUAAAGAUGUGCGGGUCAAGAAGAUUUACACAGGUUCCCUGCACAUCACUAACCAGGUUUUUGAAAAUGCCUAUGAGAACUCCAACAGCACAGAGUUCCAAGCCCUGGCGAAGCAGGUGAUCUCGCAGCUUAAAGCAGUCUAUUCAAAGAGUCCAGCACUGGCCAAAUACUACAUUGGUUCUACAGUUCAGGCUUUCAGUGAAGGCAGCGUCAUUGCCUACUACCUCUCAGAGUUCAGUGUGCCAAAAGGGCAGGAAGCAUCGGUUGACAGUGCCAUCUUAUCCAUGGACAAGCUAGUGGAUAAAACACAACGCUCCUUCAGUAGAGCUGGCAGUGAUCUGGUCUUCGACGAUGUUGUAGCUUCAGCACUUGACACCCGCAUGCUGGCCACAUCAUUUCAUGGUGUCUACAGAUAUUCAUUACACACAAGCCCAAAUCUCAAAUCAUUGAUCAAGUCUGUUGGCUUCCCCGACGCGCCAUAUCCACCCAAUAGCUUUGCCACAUGGGAGUUACGAGCAGACCCUGGAUAUGUCCUCAAGCUUGAUUUUGAUACUGUGUUUCUGGAAGAGGAUUGCAAGAAUGACUUCAUAAAAAUUUAUGAUUCGCUGGCAGCCAUUGAGAGCCGCACUUUGGAAGAGAUUUGUGGCCACUACUCGCCUACUGAUCCACUGGGCUUCAUUUCGUCGGGAAAUGUCAUGCUUUUGACAAUGGCAACAAAUGAUGAGAACAACUACCCCGGUUUUAAAGCAGUUGUGUCACAGAUCCCACGUCAAGAACUGAAAUGUGGCGGCAAGCUGACUGGUAAAAAAGGCUCCUUCUCUUCUCCAAACUACCCAAACUACUAUCCACCUCGAACUACAUGCCAGUGGUCAAUUGAGGUCCCUGCUGGUAAAGUGGUGAAGGUGUCUUUCAAGAUUUUCCUGUUGUUUGAACCUGGGGACCAAAACCUUCCGAUCUGCAGCAAGGACUAUGUGGAGAUCAAACAUAAAAAACUAUGCGGAGAAAAGCCAGCUGACGCAGUGACAGAAACCAGCAAUAGCAACAAAUUAAGUGUGAAGUUUUAUUCUGACGACUCAUUUGUGGACCGAGGCUUUUUGGCCGAGUAUGAGGCUGUUGACCCUCAAGACUUUUGUCCAAAGCAGUUCCAGUGCGAUAAUGGCCUUUGCAAAAACUUGGAACUCAAGUGUGACGGCUGGAAUGACUGUGGUGACAUGAGUGAUGAGCUCAACUGUGAGUGUAAAUCAGAAGACAUUAAGUGUAAAAAUGGAUUGUGUAAACCCAUGAUGUGGAAAUGUGACGGCAUAGAUGACUGUGGGGAUGGCACAGAUGAGAAGGAUUGUGGUGGAUGUCCAUCUGGUGAGCUAACAUGCAACAACAACAAAUGUGUUUCUGAAAAGAAGCACUGUGAUGGCAAUAACGACUGCGGGGAUGGUUCCGAUGAACUCGGCUGUCAGAGUGAUUCUGACGUGAGCUGCACUGAUCUGACAUACAGAUGUCAGAACAAUAAGUGCAUCAGUAAAGUGAACCCAGAAUGUGAUGAGACAACAGACUGUAAAGAUGCUUCAGAUGAGAAGAACUGUGAUUGUGGGAAGAAUUUGAUCAAGACAUCACGUAUUGUAGGGGGUCAAAAUGCAGCUGAGGGAGAGUUUCCCUGGCAGGUUAGUCUUCAAGUCAGCGGGAAUCAUGUCUGCGGAGCAGCUCUCAUCAGCAACAUCUGGUUGUUAACUGCUGCCCAUUGUGUGCAAGACGUCCCCACCAUCAGAUAUUCACAGCCUAGCACCUGGAAAGUUUACCUCGGCCUUCAUACCCAGGGUGUUGCUGAAAACGUGGUGACAAGGAACCUGCAGCAGAUCAUACCUCACCCUAACUAUAACUCCUACACCUAUGACAAUGACAUUGCUCUCAUGAAACUGGACAGUCCUGUGGACAACACAGACUACAUCAGGCCCAUCUGCAUGCCGUCCCCUCAGCAUGUCUUUGAAACGGGUGAAAGCGUCUGGAUCACUGGCUGGGGUGCCCGUCGAGAAGGAGGAGGUGCUGCAACAACACUCCAAAAGGCCAAGGUCCGUAUUAUCAACAGCGAAACCUGUAACAAACUGAUGGGGGAUCAGAUUACAUCCCGGAUGCUGUGUGCUGGAGUACUAGAAGGUGGAAUUGAUGCUUGUCAGGGUGACUCUGGUGGUCCGCUCUCUGUUCCAUCGAUCAGUGGACGCAUGUUCCUGGGAGGACUGGUGAGUUGGGGUGAAGGCUGUGCCCAAAAAAACAAACCUGGAAUCUACACACGAAUCACCAAAUUCCGUGGCUGGAUCACCGAAAAGAUGGGCGUGUAAACAACCGGCACCAUGGACAUGGUCACGGACUCAUGACUAAUUGCUACCGCACACUUUGUUGCUUCAGGGAAACAUCAGUCCUGGUCUCGCUCAGGGCUUUGACCUCUCAUACUAGCCGGUGGACAACACAGUUUGUGUCCACAUUAAUUUGAACAGAUUUUGUUCGCUGUGAUUUUUAUGAGUGGGUAAUGGGUUUGAUGAAAUAUUUUAAAUUGUAUAGAAAUGUUUUGUAUGCAUGUCUAGCUGUUGCACCAGAAGCAGGCUUGAGGUGUGGUUGUUGCCUCUCUACACUGAAGAUAUGAACAGUUAAUGUCAUUUUGCGCUGGACUUCCAUCAGUGAUUGCUCACUAUGCUUCCUUGUUGUCUUUGUUAUGAAUAUUCUAAAACAAAACGGGAAGCUUGAUCUAUCUUACCUCCUAUGGUUUGGUACUUUAUGCAUUUAAAUAAUUUUAGUCCAGUAGAGAUCCUCAAAGUUCAUGUGGUUGCUGACUUUUAAAUGCAUGGGUUUGUUAAACAUUGAUGGCAUCUCAUUUUAAGACGUAAACAUCUUUCAUUUCUGUCGAAACACUGUGUGAAGUUUGUGUUUAGUUUGUUCUUCCAUAAAUGGUAUUGCAGUAUAGUCUCAUACACUGUACAAGAUAUUUGUGCAGUCUGCUGGUUUAAGUUGUUUUAAGUUGUAAAUGUGUGUUUCAUAGCAGAUGUUUUUAAAUAAAAUAUACAUACUAUAAAUCA
Molecule: messenger RNA, 3532 nt
Organism: Thalassophryne amazonica
Lineage: Eukaryota; Metazoa; Chordata; Actinopteri; Batrachoidiformes; Batrachoididae
Gene: st14a
Product: suppression of tumorigenicity 14a
Exons: 19
Coding region: 266-2800 (844 amino acids)
Biological process (GO): proteolysis; acrosome reaction
Cellular component (GO): membrane
Molecular function (GO): protein binding; serine-type endopeptidase activity
Source: RefSeq, a predicted model, not a curated record